This is a messenger RNA of Hordeum vulgare subsp. vulgare (domesticated barley), 565 nucleotides long. Its product is annotated as 40S ribosomal protein S21. The coding region runs from base 146 to 394 and encodes 82 amino acids. NCBI's taxonomy places the organism in Eukaryota, Viridiplantae, Streptophyta, Magnoliopsida, Poales, Poaceae. Gene Ontology annotation, biological process: endonucleolytic cleavage in ITS1 to separate SSU-rRNA from 5.8S rRNA and LSU-rRNA from tricistronic rRNA transcript (SSU-rRNA, 5.8S rRNA, LSU-rRNA); endonucleolytic cleavage to generate mature 3'-end of SSU-rRNA from (SSU-rRNA, 5.8S rRNA, LSU-rRNA); translation. The record is from RefSeq and is a predicted model, not a curated record. Gene Ontology annotation, cellular component: cytosolic small ribosomal subunit; ribosome. Gene Ontology annotation, molecular function: structural constituent of ribosome. The transcript is spliced from 4 exons.
UCCCUCUCGCUUCUCCUGCUAUAAAGUCGUGGUCUCACACACCCUUGCGCCGCCGCCGCCGCCGCAUCAGUUUCUCUUCGUCCUCCCGCAGCCUCCCCGAAGAGAUCAAAGUCGCUCUUGUGCCACUUCCCCUCCAGCUGCCACCAUGCAGAAUGAGGAGGGAGCCAUGGUGGACCUCUACGUCCCCAGGAAGUGCUCCGCCACCAACAGGAUCAUCACGGCCAAGGACCAUGCCUCUGUCCAGAUCAACAUUGGUCACGUUGAUGAGAAUGGCCUCUAUGAUGGCCGCUUCACCACCUUUGCUCUCUCUGGGUUCGUCCGUGCUCAGGGUGAUGCUGAUGGCUCCCUGGACAGGCUGUGGCAGAAGAAGAAGGCUGAGGUCAAGCAGCUCUAAAUGUUGCUAGUAGUUUUACCUGGAACUUGUUUCCUUCCCAUGUCUACCUAGCUCUUGGAUGUAUGUUCUUGGUGUCAGUUCGCUGCUACUAUGGAAGCUAAGACUUUGAUAUCACUUGACCUGGUUUCUUGUGAACAUGUUUUGAGUUUAAUAUGUGUUGAAUGGUUGAUA